AUGUAUCUCGGGAGAAGGAGCCGUGGUUUGCUCAGCCCUCCAGACCUAUUGUUCAAACAAGGUUACGCGUCAGUCCCGGGAAAUAAAUCUCCGCCAUCCCACGCUUCCCUCGCACUCCAAAGGAAUAAUGCGAAAUCGCCGCCGCCUCGGAACACGGAAUAUACAUCAAUACCUACCUACAUUCGUACUCGUUCAACACGUCCGUCCCCCCAAAGCGGGCAAUUCCAUGCGAGCCACAAAACACGUGCCCGCCGGCAAUAAACCGCCCCUGUCAUGUUCCGCUAACAUUAGUUUCACCAGCUUCGCCACAACCUCAUCGCACAUAUUCUCCAAUCAGCUUCAAUCUUGGCAAAGCUUCAGCCACAACUCAUCCGUCAUGAUUCCCUCGAUGAAUUAUGACGUUUAUCACUUUUAGGCCUCCCGUCUCUCGGUGAAUCUGAAAUCGCC
Molecule: messenger RNA, 447 nt
Organism: Trichoderma harzianum CBS 226.95
Lineage: Eukaryota; Fungi; Ascomycota; Sordariomycetes; Hypocreales; Hypocreaceae
Exons: 1
Coding region: 128-415 (95 amino acids)
Source: RefSeq, a predicted model, not a curated record